This is a messenger RNA of Alexandromys fortis (reed vole), 723 nucleotides long. Its product is annotated as nucleoside diphosphate kinase, mitochondrial-like. Bases 1 to 555 code for a protein of 184 amino acids. Gene Ontology annotation, biological process: CTP biosynthetic process; GTP biosynthetic process; UTP biosynthetic process. Gene Ontology annotation, molecular function: nucleoside diphosphate kinase activity. The record is from RefSeq and is a predicted model, not a curated record. The transcript has a single exon. Lineage: Eukaryota; Metazoa; Chordata; Mammalia; Rodentia; Cricetidae.
AUGGGCUGCCUCUUUGGGCGCGCCGUGCUGCAGGCGUUGUGCGGGCCACGCAUUCCAGGCCUGCUGGUGCGCCCCAGUUACGGAGGGCCUUCCUGGCCCCAGGAGCGUACCCUGGUUGCGGUGAAGCCAGGUGGGGUGCAGCGGAGGCUCGUGGGGACUGUGAUACACAGCUUUGAGAGGCGGGGCUUCAAGCUGGUGGGGAUGAAGAUGUUGCAGGCACCAGAAAGCAUCCUUGCUGAGCACUACCAGGACCUGCAGAGGAAGCCAUUCUACCCAGCCCUUAUCAGCUACAUGAGCUCUGGGCCCGUGGUGGCCAUGGUCUGGGAAGGGCACAAUGUGGUCCACAUCUCAAGGACCAUGAUAGAACAUACUGACUCAACCGAGGCAGCCCCAGGGACGAUCAGGGGAGAUUUCAGUGUUCAUAUCAGCAGGAAUGUCAUCCAUGCUAGCAAUUCUGUGGAGGGUGCCCAGAGGGAGAUCCAGCUGUGGUUUCAGAGCAGUGAACUGUUGAACUGGGCAGACGGCGGUCACCACAGCAGCUGCAGCCCAGCCUGAGGGUUUGAACUGCCCACUGUUCUUCAGGGUUCAUCCAUGACCAACUACCUCUGCCAACAAGAACCCAAGCCCAUACCCUUCCCAUCUUCCAAACCACACCCUGUCCACCUUUUGUCCAACUCCAUCCCAGUGGAGUCCAAGCCUCAACUUUAUGUGCCUUGUAUCCUA